Messenger RNA from Clupea harengus (Atlantic herring), 1685 nucleotides. RefSeq names its product E3 ubiquitin/ISG15 ligase TRIM25-like. The record is from RefSeq and is a predicted model, not a curated record. Gene Ontology annotation, molecular function: protein binding; zinc ion binding. NCBI's taxonomy places the organism in Eukaryota, Metazoa, Chordata, Actinopteri, Clupeiformes, Clupeidae.
CAUUUACAUAUCAACUGGUGUGUACUCCAAUGGCAGAGGCGAAUAUUUCAGUGCCUGAGAAUCAUUUCCAAUGUCCAAUUUGUUUAGAACUACUGAAGGAUCCAGUAACUAUUCCUUGUGGACACAGUUACUGUACGGACUGUAUUAAGAAAUGCUGGGACCAAGAUGAGGACAAAGAAAAUGGUGUCUACAGCUGCCCCCAGUGCAGACAGACUUUUAACCCGAGACCUGUUCUGGGUCGAAAUCCCAUUCUAGCCGACAUGGUUGCGAAGCUAAAGGCCCAGGGUCUUCAAAGCACUCAUUCGGAUGACGGGUUUGCUGGACCUGACGAUGUGGAGUGUACGAUUUGCGUAGGGAGGAAACGCAAAGCUGACAAGUCUUGUCUGGAGUGUCUUGAUUCCUAUUGUCUAAUACACCUCUGCCGUCAUGAGGAACUUCACGCAGGAAAGAAGCACAAGGUGGUUGAUGCCGCUGUUCAAUUGCAGAAGAAAAUGUGUUCAGAACAUGGCAAACCACUGGAAGCUUUUUGUGAGACUGAUUCGAAGUGUGUGUGUGUUGAAUGCAUCAUAGACGAGCACAAAGGCCAUGAUGUAGUCUCACUGGCAAGCGCAAAAGAAAAUAACCAGCGUAAACUGCAAAAGAGUCUACAGAAAGAAAUCUCCGAGAGAGAAAGUGAACUGAACAGGCUGAGGGAAAACGUUGAAUCUCUUCAGUCUUCUGCUAAGGCUUCAGUGGAGGUGAGUGAGAGCAACUUUACGGAGCUGCUAGCCUUCUUUGAGCGGAUGCGCUCAGAGGUGCCGGAGAUGAUCAGGGCUCAGGAGAAGGCUGAGCUGAGUCGGGAAGAGCAGCGGCAGGAGGAGGUCAAUGUGUUGAAGACGAGAGCAGCUGAGAUGGAGCAGCUUGCUAGCAAAGAGGCUGAAGUACAGUUCCUGCAGAAUCUCUCUCUUUUCUCUCCUGAGGAUUUACCAAGAGUUACUUUCAAUGCAAAGUAUGCAUUUAGACCAACCACUGUUGAAUUUUAUCUGAAAAGAAUGAUGAAGGAGAUGGAAAAGACUUACUCUGAAAAUGUUGGCCUCAUAUGGAGUCACGUGAAGUUCGGGUUCUUGCGGUGUCACCAUAAACAGAUGAAAAGAUAUUCUGUCCAUCCAAAGUUUGAUUCUGCAACUGCAUUCAGACAUCACCUUAUAUCUGAAGACAACACAAAAGUCGAAUGGAGUCACGAGGUUGUGUCACGUGGCAGGAGAUGGGAUCGUUUCACCGACUGCAGACAAGUAUUUUGUAGCGAUGCUCUUCCUGAACAUGCCUACUGGGAGGUUGAGUGGAGUAGUGUGCCUGAUCGUGAGUUCGCCAUUGCAGUUGCAUACGAUGACAUUGAAAGGGAGGGAGUGGAUAACGACUGCAGAUUUGGGCGUAAUGACGAAUCCUGGUGCUUGGAGCUCUCCGGUUCAUGUCUCAGUUUUUUUCACAAUAAUGUUGAGACUGAAAUUCCAGGCCCAGUCCCUUCCAGAGUAGGGGUUUAUUUGAAUCGCCAGGUAGGAAUCCUGUCCUUCUACAGAAUCACUGACCGUGAUUGUGGUCAUGUAAAUGAUGUAGAAAUUAUUUUUAGUGUUAAGGCCAGAUUUAACCAGAAGACCUUAUACCCAGGAUUUUACGUAGAUUCAAGCUGUUGUGCUGAAGUCUUCUGA